AUGUUAUCAGCCUCAUCUUUAACCAUUGAUGAUGAUAAUAAUACAACUACAAACUCUACCCAAAUAGUACUACUAGAAUCACCAACGUCCUCUUCCUCAGGUUCAUCAAUAGAAUCUUCUGUAUAUCAACCAAUUAUAAAAGAUAUUAACCAAUCUAUUAACCCAUCAUUAAAACUAUCAACAGAUCAACUAUUUAAACCAGAGGCAUUAUUAUCAAAUCUUGAUAUAAACAAUAUGGACAAUAUAAAUAAUAAUAAUAAUAAUAAUAAUAAUAAUAAUAAUAAUAAUAAUAAUAAUAAUAAUAAUAAUAAUAAUAAUAAUAUAAUGAAUGAAGAAAUAAACGACAAUAAUAAUAAUAAUAUAAACAACUGCAACUUUAAUAACACCACAAAUACAUCAAUAAAUAAUAAUAUCCCAGAUGAAAUGCUAUCCGCACUUGAUAUAGAACAAGCUAUAAUUAUAAAUAAUAAUUUAAAUAAAACACUAUCACCCUUGUAUAGCUCAAUAGGUCCAGAUGUUAGGGAUUGUGUUAAUGGAUUUCCAUUGAAAAUUAGUCAUUUAAAGAUUAAAGAAUUUCAGUGGUUAAAGCAAAUUAAAAACUUUACACUGGAUAAUACAGUCACACCAGAUACCAGUAAAUUGGUACGUUCAGGAAUCCCAAGAAGAAUUCGUGGCUAUGUUUGGAGAUUCUUUUCAGGUGCCAUAGAAUUAGAACGUAAGAAUAUUGGUGUCUAUCAGCAUUUCCUAAGUAAAAGCUCAGAAGAAUAUGAAUAUAAAAUUACAAAAGACAUUGGUAGAACAUUCCCAAAUAAUCCAGAUUUCAAUAGCGAAGGCCACAACUCACUCUUUAGAAUAUUGAAAGCCUAUGCAAUUAUGGACCCAGAGAUUGGAUACACUCAAGGUAUGAGUUUUAUUGUUGCAAUUCUAUUAAGCGAAAUGGAUGAAGUCGAAACAUUCUGGGCAUUUACAAGUAUUAUGAAAAACUACAAACUGUCAUCACUUUAUUGUAACGAUUUAAGCUUAUUAAGACAAUAUUUAUAUGUUAUAGAUAGAUUAAUCGAAACUACAAAUCCAAAAUUAUUUUCACAUUUAAAAGAAAUUGGUGUUACACCAGUUUUAUUUGCAUCAGAAUGGAUAUCUACCUUAUUUACGUAUAAUUUCGAUUUUAAAAUUAGCAAAAGAUUAUUAGAUGUAUUUUUCAUUGAAGGCAGAUUUUAUCUUCAUAAAAUGGCAAUUGCUGUUCUUAAAACUUACGAAAAACAAUUACUCAACUUCCCAUUUGAAGAAGCUGUUGAGUUUUUAAAGAAACUUGGGACUCAAAUUGAACCCGAUGCCCUAUUAAAAACUGCAGAUUCUUUACCAAUUACAGAAAAAAUGAUCAUGGAUUUUGAAGAGGAAUUUGUUCACCCAAAUGCUCCAAGUGAUUAUUUUUAA
Messenger RNA from Dictyostelium purpureum, 1434 nucleotides. RefSeq lists its product as uncharacterized. The record is from RefSeq and is a predicted model, not a curated record. The transcript is spliced from 3 exons. NCBI's taxonomy places the organism in Eukaryota, Evosea, Eumycetozoa, Dictyosteliales, Dictyosteliaceae. Bases 1 to 1434 code for a protein of 477 amino acids.